CCCAACUCACCCAACUGUCUGUUUGUGUUCGAUUCUUUUAUCUUGGCCUUUCUUUCCGGUCAUCUCCGUUGUGUGACUGCGCGGCCCGAUUUUUAGCUCCGAUUAAAUCUUAUUCCAUCUUCCAAGAUGAAGAUUUACAAAGAUAUUUUUACAGGGGACGAAAUGUUUUCUGACACAUACAAAAUGAAACUUGUUGAUGAUGUUAUAUAUGAAGUGUAUGGCAAGGUUGUUACUCGCAAGUCUGGAGAUGUCAAAAUUGAUGGUUUUAACCCAUCUGCUGAAGAAACUGAGGAAGGAACAGUCGAAAAUGUCGAAUCUGGUGUUGAUGUCGUUUUGAAUCACAGAUUAUGUGAAACCUAUGCUUUUGGAGACAAAAAAUCGUACACGCUUUAUCUCAAAGACUACAUGAAGAAAUUAGUGGCAAAAUUAGAAGAAAAAUCACCUGAUCAAGUAGACAUUUUCAAGACAAACAUGAACAAAGUAAUGAAAGAUAUAUUAGGUCGGUUUAAGGAACUUCAGUUCUUCACUGGAGAAUCUAUGGAUGUUGAUGGACUUGUAGCUCUAAUGGAAUAUCGUGAUAUAGAUGGUCAAUCUGUGCCAGUACUUAUGUUUUUCAAGCAUGGCUUAGAAGAGGAGAAAUUCUAAAGCAGUUUAAAAUUGAAACAAUCGUGAAUAUGAAAUGAACUGCUGACUGUAAAAAAAAUCAGGCAAUUCCAUUGAAAGCAAGCCACAAGUAUUUUUUCUGGAAUGUGUUUUAUACUUCAACAUCAUUGAUAUUUUUAGAGGAAUUUAAUAUAUUGUACGUGUCCAAUGGUACAGUUAGCUCAGAAAAAUUUAAACAUCAUGAUUAUGAAAACGUUAUACACCGAUAUUUGAAUUCUCAUGCCAAUGUGUUCAUCUUUUUUGAACUAUAUGGGAAAGAUGAAAUAAGAAUUAAUAGUUAUCAGGUCGGCGAGCUAUCAUUAGCUUUUAUAAAAAUUAAAUAAAUUAAAAAAAACAUUUGUCCAAUAAUUUAAUAAAUUUUUUAAACAAUAA
Messenger RNA from Copidosoma floridanum, 1035 nucleotides. RefSeq names its product translationally controlled tumor protein (gene Tctp). Gene Ontology annotation, molecular function: calcium ion binding. NCBI's taxonomy places the organism in Eukaryota, Metazoa, Arthropoda, Insecta, Hymenoptera, Encyrtidae. Gene Ontology annotation, cellular component: cytoplasm. The record is from RefSeq and is a predicted model, not a curated record.